Molecule: messenger RNA, 1236 nt
Organism: Zalophus californianus (California sea lion)
Lineage: Eukaryota; Metazoa; Chordata; Mammalia; Carnivora; Otariidae
Product: voltage-dependent N-type calcium channel subunit alpha-1B-like
Exons: 11
Coding region: 1-1236 (411 amino acids)
Biological process (GO): calcium ion import across plasma membrane; chemical synaptic transmission
Cellular component (GO): voltage-gated calcium channel complex; neuronal cell body; membrane
Molecular function (GO): high voltage-gated calcium channel activity
Source: RefSeq, a predicted model, not a curated record
AUGCCGCGUUCUCCUGCUGUGAAUCCUUUCCAGAGUUCCAAAUGGCGGGCUUUCUUUCUGGGUGGAAGGGUUCCCCCGACACUUGGGGUUUGCCUUUGGUGCAGGGUCCUGAAACACUCUGUGGCCGCCACCUAUGAGGAGCAGGGCCCAAGCCCUGGGUACCGCAUGGAGCUGUCCAUCUUCUAUGUGGUCUACUUCAUGGUCUUCCCCUUCUUCUUCGUCAACAUCUUUGUGGCCUUGAUCAUCAUCACCUUCCAGGAGCAGGGGGACAAGGUGAUGUCUGAAUGCAGCCUGGAGAAGAAGGAGAGGGCUUGCAUGGACUUCGCCAUCAGAACCAAGCCCCUGACGCGGUACAUGCCCCAGGACAAGCAGUCAUUCCAGUACAAGACAUGGACAUUUGUGGUCUCGCCUCCCUUCGAGUACUUCAUCAUGGCCAUGAUCGCCCUCAACACAGUGGUGCUAAUGAUGAAGUUCUAUGACGCACCAUAUGAAUAUGAGCUAAUGUUGAAAUGCCUGAACAUUGUGUUCACAUCCAUGUUCUCCAUGGAAUGCGUGCUGAAGAUCAUCGCUUUUGGGGUGCUGAACUAUUUCAGAGAUGCCCGGAAUGUCUUUGACUUUGUCACUGUGUUGGGAAGUAUUACUGAUAUUUUAGUAACAGAGAUUGUGAACAAUUUCAUCAACCUCAGCUUUCUCCGCCUCUUCCGUGCUGCCUGGCUCAUCAAGCUGCUGCGCCGAGGCUACACCAUCCGCAUCCUGCUGUGGACCUUCGUCCAGUCCUUCAAGGCCCUGCCCUACGUGUGUCUGCUCGUUGCCAUGCUGUUCUUCAUCUGCGCCAUCAUCGGCAUGCAAGUUUUUGGAAAUAUUGCCCUGGAUGAUGACACCAGCAUCAACCGGCACAACAACUUCAGGACGUUUUUGCAAGCCUUGAUGCUGUUGUUCAGGGGUGCCACUGGGGAGGCCUGGCAUGAGAUCAUGCCGUCUUGUCUCAACAACCAGGCCUGUGAUGAGCACACCAAUGCCAGUGAGUGUGGGAGUGACUUUGCCUACUUCUACUUCGUCUCCUUCAUCUUCCUUUGCUCCUUUCCGCUCCUGGUUCGCAUGAACAUGCCCAUCUCCAAUGAGGACAUGACCGUCCACUUCACGUCCACGCUGAUGGCCCUCAUUCGGACUGCACUGGAGAUCGAGCUGGCUCCAGGUGGGUUUCCACUGCAAUGCUGCUGGAGCCGCUCUUGCUGA